Molecule: messenger RNA, 285 nt
Organism: Pelobates cultripes (western spadefoot toad)
Lineage: Eukaryota; Metazoa; Chordata; Amphibia; Anura; Pelobatidae
Source: the annotation of a GenBank genome assembly
CACCAGAUACACCUUCCAGAGAAAAAAGACAAAUCACGUUGGAAGUUAGAUAGUGCUUUUCCUUUCUCUUCUAGAGCGUUUGGUCAUUCUUCCUCCCAAAGCCAAUCUAGUUCUAGACAUGGCUCUCCAGAAAUAGAUCGAGAGUCUGAGGAAAUGGUCCGUUCAGCAGCUUCCACUGAUUUACGGAAAGUUAGCAAUGUUCAGAUGGCUAGAGUGAGUCUUCUCGGAAAGACUCUCCCAUCUAAAUUAUUUCACUACAGAUGGACCAUGGAGCACAAUUCUGAG